AUGGACCUAUACAGGAUUCCGACAGACAGGAAGUCCCUGUUUCGCGGAGAUAGCUUCCACCCUACACCACUGAAAAAGAGCCUCCCUAUCAGCCAAUACAGUCGCAAACGCAGGAUCUGUAGUACACAGAGUGACUAUGACAAACAAACGCACGUCUGGAUGAGCGCUUCAGACAGAGGAAUGGCUGCAUGACGCACAGGACCGUUACUAUGACCCAGGAUGACAGCCUCACUCCCAAACCACCCCGCCUCCCUUACCAACUAGUCAAAUGCUUCCUUCAAUACUCCCCACUUGGCAAACAGUAUGACCAUAUCAUUAAAAAAACACUGUCACAUCUUGAGCACUGACCCACAACUGGAAAAUACUCCGCGGGUAGUCUUCAGACGCGCCCCCAACAUCAGUCAAAUGGUGGUGAGGUCUGAUCUUCCACCCGUGCCACGUAGCACCUUCCUAGACAAUGUGCUGGACAGCAAAUAUAGAUGUGGCUGA
This is a messenger RNA of Coregonus sp. 'balchen', 489 nucleotides long. Lineage: Eukaryota; Metazoa; Chordata; Actinopteri; Salmoniformes; Salmonidae. The record is from the annotation of a GenBank genome assembly.